Boleophthalmus pectinirostris (great blue-spotted mudskipper) is the source of this 2403-nucleotide messenger RNA. It is a transcript of the gene fpgs, whose product is annotated as folylpolyglutamate synthase. Gene Ontology annotation, biological process: tetrahydrofolylpolyglutamate biosynthetic process. The coding region runs from base 34 to 1770 and encodes 578 amino acids. The transcript has 15 exons. Gene Ontology annotation, molecular function: ATP binding; tetrahydrofolylpolyglutamate synthase activity. Gene Ontology annotation, cellular component: mitochondrion; cytosol; cytoplasm. NCBI's taxonomy places the organism in Eukaryota, Metazoa, Chordata, Actinopteri, Gobiiformes, Gobiidae. The record is from RefSeq and is a predicted model, not a curated record.
UUGGAGAGGCUUCCUGUUCUCACGGCGCCUGUGAUGGCGUGCAUGUGGCGCGUGUGGCAGCGGCACUGCGUGCUCGCAGCGCGGCUCCGAAAUACGGACAGGCCACACGAGUUGGCGGGUGUUUCAUUCAGGUCCUUCAGCACUAAAGCAGCACCUCACACAACGAGGAUGGAAUAUCAGGAUGCUGUAUGCACUCUGAACACGUUGCAGACCAAUGCCAGUGCUCUGGAACAAGUGCGACAGGAGCGUGGCCAUCCGCAACUACAGCUCCAGGCCAUGGUCGGCUUCCUUGAACGGUCCGGUCUCACGGUGGAUAAGCUUGAUCAUCUCAAUAUCAUUCAUGUGACUGGCACAAAGGGCAAGGGAUCAACAUGUGCCUUCACCGAGCACAUUCUGAGAAGUUAUGGUUUCCGUACUGGAUUUUACAGCUCUCCACACUUGGUCCAAGUCAGGGAGAGGAUACGUAUAAAUGGACAACCUAUUGGAAAAGAACUCUUUGCUAAAUACUUUUGGCAGGUGUAUGGGCGGCUGUAUGAAACUAAGGAGGUGAAUGGGGGAACAAUGCCAGCAUAUUUUCGUUUUCUCACAAUUUUGGCAUUUCAUGUGUUUCUCCAGGAAAAGGUAGAUUUGGCUAUCAUUGAAGUUGGAAUAGGAGGGGCGUAUGAUUGCACUAACAUUAUUAGGCGACCAUGGGUCUGUGGCAUCUCCUCUCUUGGAAUAGACCACACUCAGAUUUUGGGAGACUCUCUGGAAAAGAUUGCCUGGCAGAAGGGAGGGAUCUUUAAGCCAGGAGUUCCAGCAUUCACAGUGAAACAACCUGAAGAGGCCAUGGCGGUGCUAAAAGACAGAGCAAAAGACAUUGGUUGUUCACUGCAAGUGUGUCCAAGUCUCAUGGACUAUGACACAGACAGUGGCCCUCUAAGGCUGGGGCUCGCUGGACAACACCAGCAGCCAAAUGCUUCCCUCGCCCUCCAGCUCAGUCAUACGUGGAUGCAAAGAAGGUGUCUUCCGGGUAAAAGAGCUUUUCAGACUCAUGAUUGGAAUUCUGCUGGAUGUCAAGCCACUACCUUCAAACUUAGCCCAAUCAUGGUGAAAGGGCUGGCAGAGACUGAGUGGCCGGGAAGAAAUCAAACUCUUAAGCAUGGUCAAAUCACAUACUUUUUGGAUGGAGCUCACACCAUGCGCAGUAUGCUUGCUUGUGUGCAAUGGUUCAAAGAAACUGCAUCCCACCACGAACUGACUGCAAGUGGUCCUGUGGCUAGAGUGUUGCUGUUCAACUCCACUGGAGAGAGAGACUCUGCAGCCAUGUUAAAACUGCUAGUGCCAUGUCAGUUUGACUUUGCAGUGUUUUGCCCUAACAUCACAGAGACCAUUGCAUCAUGCAGUGCUGAUCAACAGAACUUCAAUGUCUCUGUUGAGAACAUGCUGACUCGUUGCCUGGACAACCAGAGCAGUUGGCGUCUGCAUAACAGCAGCCCCCCGGGCCUCACUGGUCCUCAGAUUCUGAUUGGAGACACCCUUCGUAUGGUCAACGAGAAAAAGGCAGAGACGCAGGUUUUCCCCUGUAUACUCAGUAGUCUCCAAUGGAUUGCUCAGGGCAGAGAUCCUGUGCUUGUGGACUCAGGCAAACCACAGUUACCAAUGAAAACCAGUGUUAUGGCCAAAGCUGCACUGCUUCGUGAAAUAAAUGAAAUCCAUGUGCUCAUCACAGGUAGCUUACAUUUAGUAGGUGGUGCUCUCAAACACCUAGACCCUGCCAUGUCUAAAUAAUGAGGCCUUGUGUUUGGGUUAAUGUUUUUAGAGGAAUCUGAUAGUUUUGCCAGUUAAAUGAGGACUCUUAAUCCAAGGCAGCUUCACCCUGCUUCACCCAGAGCCUUACACUCUAGUCUCUAAAUAAUUUUUAGUCUUACUUGAAAUUUAAAAGUUUACAUUAACCAUUAUUGGAUAAGUCACAUUGAAUAAUGUGAGCAUAUGGGGCUCAACUGGGAUUUUUUUUUUUUUUUUUUCAUUUGAACACAGAUGGUCUCUUUGUAAUUUACAUUGUUAUACACAUGUACUAAACUAAAUACACUAAUAUACUAAAUCAAUGCCCUCAUUGUUGCUGUACACAAGAUCAUGUUGAUUCAAGGUUAUUAUUUUGGGGUAACUUCUAUCAGAUAUUUAAGCUUAAAUGACAGUCCUACAUAAAUUGUACGUGUGUGUUAACUGUUCAUUCAAAGGAAUGGUCAUGGAUUUGUCAUUUUUAAGAUGGGUAUAUUGUGAUGAAUGUGGAAAAUUCUUACAACUGUGUAAUUUUUUAAACAAAAAUUGAAAUAUAUUUUAUCUAAAGUAUUGUACAUGUGGCCUUUACAGUACUUGUUUUCACAAUUGCAUAUUUUCCACAUUAAAGACUGUGUAAAGGUA